AUGGAGGUUUACAAAGCAGGAGGAAGUCUUCGUUCAGAAAAACCCGAUCCUUUCGCAAAACAAGAAGAUGAUGGUUUCGAUUACUCUGCCCAGGCAAAUGCGAUGCAAGCUCAAGUUGACAAAAGAAAACUCAUGGAAAAACUGAAGAAAGAAAAGUUGGCAGCUCUUCGAGCGAAUCGACCGACUGGACAUGAUGGUUGGUUCGAACCACUAGGAAUUUACUUACCAAAGCCCAGCGCCUGUGAAAUCCCAGACACCUGCCCAAAAGAAGUCAAGUUUUUCCGCGAUCCAAUUUCCCGCCAGUGGAUUUCCGUCCGCCAAAUCGCCCCCGAUUUCGUUCGAAAAGACCGUCCCGGGGAAGAGAAGCCGACAGCAGAGACAUUUUUGGAACCUGCCCAACUGAAGGAGGAGGAAAUAUGA
Oikopleura dioica is the source of this 420-nucleotide messenger RNA. The record is from the annotation of a GenBank genome assembly. NCBI's taxonomy places the organism in Eukaryota, Metazoa, Chordata, Appendicularia, Copelata, Oikopleuridae.